Molecule: messenger RNA, 1964 nt
Organism: Ictalurus punctatus (channel catfish)
Lineage: Eukaryota; Metazoa; Chordata; Actinopteri; Siluriformes; Ictaluridae
Gene: tnfsf14a
Product: TNF superfamily member 14
Exons: 4
Coding region: 266-1012 (248 amino acids)
Biological process (GO): immune response
Cellular component (GO): membrane
Molecular function (GO): tumor necrosis factor receptor binding
Source: RefSeq, a predicted model, not a curated record
UUUUUUUUUUUUUUUUGGUAUUUACACCCAUUGUGGUGCAACCGUCCACCCACCUUAAUGUGAUGGCACGUUCACACCGUGUCUCUCUCUCAGCGUAUAUGUAUAUGUGUGAGCAUGCAUGGGUGUGUGAGCGUGUGAGUGUGUGAGCGCACGCCACAGUGGGAGUUAUCUGCGACACUGCCUCCUCAGACAUUGCUCAGCAUCUUAUCUCGUCUAGAGGAUCUUCUAUCAUCUGCGCUUCAGAGAUUUUGGCCUUCAGGACUGCAUGGACAUGGCUGACGGUCGUAAGUACCCCUCGGUGUUUGUGGUGGACGGCUGUACCGGGUUUCCACCACCGCUGCCCCCUAAACCAGGACAAACACGGAAACGGAACCAGAGGAACCGACUGAUCCAGAACAUACUCCUGGUGCUGGUGUGUCUGGCUUUGUUUGGCUUAUUUGUGGAGGGUAUAUUCAUCUACAGCCUCCACAACAGGGCUAACCAUAACGACACCACUCCGUCUAGGCCUGUUGAGCCAAAGACGGAAGCGCGAAAAGGGGGACACAAUAAGCAACCGGACGACAAGAAGACAAAACAGUCUACAUUCCUGCAUCCGUCAAAGCCUCUUGCACAUCUGUCAGCUGGUGAUACGAAACCCAAAGAGGACGGAAUCAUGAAAUGGAAGGAUGUCCAAAACUCCACAUAUGAGCUCGAGUACAAAGACGGAAAGCUGAUUGUUCAGAAGGAGGGCUUCUACUAUGUGUACUCUAAGCUGAGCUACACUGCAGAUGGCAUGUCAUUCACCCAGAUGGUGCAAUGGUCGACAUCACGCUAUCUGAAUAAGCCAAUCACGCUCCUUACAUACCACAGACGCAAUUCAAAGUCAGGCCAGAACGGCACAUUGAGGAGCAGCUACCUGGGCGGGAUCUUCCAUCUCUUCAAAGGUGAUGCUGUUUUUGUCGAAGUGAAAGACGGCACUUCGAUUCGUCUUCACGAUGCAGCCGAAAACGUUUUCGGCAUGUUUAUGCUCUAGACAGAUUUUAGCUCUGUACUUAUAACCAUAGGCGCCAGCUUCAUGGGUGCUCUGGAGCUCGAGAACCCCCAAUGUUUAGGAUUUAAAUAUCCCAUAUUCAUACAUUUAAGUUAAAAAGACAACACCUACUGGAGUGUAAUGGUAAUAGUUCUAUUAUAGUGAUUUUUAUCUGGUUACACCGUCAGCAACACGACGCAACAAACCAACAUUUAUUUUCAUUGACAGGUGGCCAUUUAAAGGCUGUGUCCCAAACCGUACACUACCGUACUAAAUAGUGUAGUAAAACUGGCCCUACGGUAUCAGUUCUUAAAGUGGGUAUGGGGACCCCAGAGCCCAUGAGGUAUACCCAGACGGUCUGUGACUCUUUUAAAAAUGUAUCGUCUGACUGGUCACUUAAAAUGAAUUGGUUUAAUCCAUACCUCAAUAACUUGCGCACUAUUAGAGCAGUCUGGCGCUAAUAAUUAGCCAGAAUAUUACUUACAGUACGUAUUUGAAUAGUUGGAUUAGGUUUGGAAAAUAAAACAGCACUGGGUCCCCAGCUCUAGAACUUUUGAGAACCCCUGUCCUAAGGUAACAGGUAAUUUAUGACAGUGUACAAUUUUGACGUUGUAUUUAUUGCUCUGGUAUGUGACUUGGGAUGCAGCCAGCAACAGAAUGAUGGAAGCAACUGCCAAAAAAACAUCAUCCAUGUUUUCUGGUGCCAGAUUAUUAUUUUUUAAAUUAUGUAUGGCUCCUGAAUCAACGCAUGAGACUUGCUGUACUGCCAGAGCUGUUGAUUACCCAAACAGAACAGUGUGAAUGAGUUCUGUGAUUGGAGACACAUUAUCUGUCAAAGCAGAAGGGCAAACCCUGAGCAAUGUCAUUUUACACAACGUUAAUCAACGUUGCAAAAGCUCCCCUGACUGAAAAUCUCCAAUACCCAAUAAAAUCACUUUAAAAAAAAAAAAAAAAA